UUGCAGAAAGACAUACACCAGAAUUCGAACCUGAACAACCAGCUUCAGGAGAUACUUAUCCGCGUACGGACCGCUAUCGCCGAAGCGGUUGACGAGUGCGAGAAGCUGAACGUCCACUCGUACCUGUGGAUGGACGACCGCGACGAGCUGUUCGGCCAGUUCCUCAAGUACGGCCACUACCUAGCCCAGGAGGAGCUGGACGAGCUGGCCGCGGCCGAGGAGGGCACCACCCCCAUCAAGGAGACGCCGCCCGACCUCGACAAGUUCAAGGAGCUGAUCGAGCUGUACGAGAACCUCUACAAAGAGCUGGACCUGAUCACCACCGAGAGGGUGUUCCAGAAGUGGUUCCGCGUCAACAUCAAGCCCUUCAAGCAGGCCCUGCUCAACACGGUGUGCAAGUGGAGCAGCAUGAUCAAACAGCACCUCGUAGACCACGUCAUCAACAGCCUGCGCGGCCUGGCCGAGUUCAACGAGGAGGCGGAGCGCGAGAUGGGGCGCGAGGUGAAGGAGGGCGACUACGAGGCGCUGCUGGCCGUCAUGAACUACCUCGGCAAGGUGCGCGACCGGCGCGCCAAGACCGACACCAUGUUCGAGCCCAUCAAGGAGACCAUCGAGCUGCUCAAGACGUACGACGUCGAGUUCCCCGAGGAGAUCUACGUGCAGCUGCAGGAGCUGCCCGACGCGUGGAACAAUGUGAAGAAGAUCGCCAUCGCGGUCCGCACCGCCGUCUCGCCGCUCAUCACGCACGAGAUGAACCAGAUCCGGCGCAGGAUCACUGUCCUGGACGCGCGUCAGCUCGCCUACCGGGAGGCCUUCAAGAAGAUGGCCUUCUUCAGGUUCGACUGCAAAGACUGCUAUGACGACAUCGACCAGGCGCAGAGGGAGAUCAUCGAGCUGGAGGAGUACAUCGGGAAGAUAUCCGAGCAGGCGGCACUUUUCGAAGUGAACGUACCCGACUUCAGGGGAGUCAAAAUGUGCAGGAAGGAGAUAAAAAUGAUUAAGCAACUGUGGGAUUACGUGAACGUCGUGCAAAGCAGUCUGGACGAAUGGAAGACGACUCCGUGGAGGGAGAUUGAAGUAGACAACAUGGACAUGGAGUGCAAGAAGUUCGGCAAAGAGUUGCGGACACUGGACAAGGAGAUGCGCGGCUGGGACACGUUCAUCUCGCUAGAGGCACUGCUCAAGAACAUGGUGACGUCCCUCCGCGCCGUGAGCGAGCUGCAGAACCCCGCCAUCAGGGAGCGCCACUGGCGGCAACUCAUGGCCGCCACAAAGGUGAAGAUCGUCAUCGACGAGAACACGGUGCUGGACGACCUGCUGCAGCUCAACCUGCACUUGUUCGAGGACGAAGUGAAGACCAUCGUGGACAAGUCCGUGAAGGAGAUGUCCAUGGAGAAGGUACUCCGAGAGCUCGACGCGACGUGGCGGGAACAAGAGUUCGAGCGGGAGGAGCACCCCCGCACCGGGGUGCAGCUCAUCCGCACCUCCGAGGAGCUCAUCGAGACGCUGGAGGAGAACCAAGUGCAGCUGCAGAACAUGAUGGGCUCCAAGUUCAUCGCUUUCUUCCUCACCGAAGUUUCGGAUUGGCAGUCAAAACUCGGUAACGCGGACGCCGUCAUCAGCAUCUGGAUGGAGGUACAGCGAACCUGGUGUCAUCUUGAGUCCAUAUUCGUCGGCUCGGAAGACAUCCGCAGCCAGCUUCCCGAGGACUGCAAGCGCUUCGACAUGGUUGACGUCGAGUUCAAGAAACUCCUCGAGGAGCUGACAAAAGAACCCAACAUCGUGCGAUUCACAAACAAGAAGGGGCUGUAUGAAAAGCUGGAGGAGCUCCAGAGCCACCUCACCAAGUGCGAGAAGGCGCUCGCCGAGUACCUGGAGACAAAGCGGCUCGCCUACCCGCGCUUCUACUUCGUGUCCUCGGCCGACCUCCUCGACAUCCUGUCCAACGGCAACCAGCCCGCCAUGGUGGCCAGGCACCUCACCAAGCUGUACGACUCCAUGGCCAAGCUCAAGAUGGACGGCUCCUCCAAGAUGGCGGUCGGUAUGUGGGCCAAGGACGGAGAGUACGUGGAGUUCAGUCAAAAGUGCGACUGCGACGGGAAGGUCGAGGUGUGGCUGAACCGGGUGACGGACACGAUGCGCGUGACGGGUCGUCACUACUUCCGCGAGGCCGUCACCGCGUACGACGAGAAGCCGCGCGAGCAGUGGAUCUUCGACUACCCGGCGCAGACCGCCCUGGUGGGCACGCAGAUCUGGUGGACCACGGAGGUCAACAUUGCCUUCAGCCGGCUGGAAGAGGGCUACGAGAACGCGCUCAAGGACUACAACCGCAAACAGGUGCAACAACUCAACACCCUCAUCGGACUGCUGUUGGGCGACCUGUCCGCCGAGGACCGGCAGAAGAUCAUGACCAUCUGCACGAUUGACGUGCACUCCCGCGACGUUGUGGGCAAAAUGAUCGCGCAGAAAGUGGAGUCGAGCUCGGCUUUCCAGUGGCAGUCGCAGCUUCGGCACAGGUGGGACGACAAGAUCGACGACUGCUUCUGCAACAUCUGCGACGCGCAGUUCCGCUACGACUACGAGUACCUGGGCUGCACGCCGCGCCUCGUCAUCACGCCGCUCACCGAUCGCUGCUACAUCACGCUCACGCAGUCUCUUCACCUCAUCAUGGGCGGCGCUCCGGCGGGUCCGGCCGGAACAGGCAAGACAGAGACCACCAAGGAUCUGGGGCGCGCCAUGGGCGUCAUGGUGUACGUCUUCAACUGCUCGGAGCAGAUGGACUACAAGUCCUGCGGUAACAUCUACAAGGGGCUGGCGCAGACUGGCGCGUGGGGCUGCUUCGACGAGUUCAACCGCAUCUCGGUCGAGGUGCUGUCCGUGGUGGCGGUGCAGGUCAAGACGGUGCUGGACGCCAUCCGCUUCAAGAAGACCCGUUUCAGCUUCAUGGGCGAGACCAUCACCCUCACGCCCACCGUGGGCAUGUUCAUCACGAUGAACCCUGGCUACGCCGGCCGCACCGAGCUCCCGGAGAACCUUAAAGUGCUGUUCAGGCCAUGCGCCAUGGUGGUGCCGGACUUCGAGCUCAUCUGCGAGAUCAUGCUGGUGGCGGAGGGCUUCCAGGAGGCCCGGCUGCUGGCGCGCAAGUUUAUCACGCUGUACACGCUGUGCCGAGAGCUGCUGUCCAAGCAAGACCACUACGACUGGGGCUUGCGCGCCAUCAAGUCCGUGCUCGUAGUAGCCGGCUCCCUCAAGCGCGGUGACAGGCAGCGGCCCGAAGACCAGGUCCUGAUGCGUGCGCUGCGUGACUUCAACGUGCCCAAGAUCGUGACCGACGACCUGCCCGUCUUCCUGGGGCUCAUCGGCGACCUGUUCCCGGCGCUGGACGUGCCGAGGAAGCGCGACCUUGACUUCGAGAAGGCCGUCAGGACGGCGGCCACCGACCUGCAGCUUCAGCCAGAGGACAACUUUAUCCUGAAGGUGGUGCAGCUGGUGGAGCUGCUCGAAGUGCGCCACUCCGUGUUCAUCAUCGGUUUCGCCGGCACGGGCAAGUCCAUGGUGUGGAAGACGCUGUUCAAGACGUACCAGAACAUGCGGAUGAAGCCCUUCGUGUCGGAUCUCAACCCCAAGGCCGUCACCAACGACGAGCUCUUUGGCGUCAUCAACCCUUCCACCCGGGAGUGGAAAGACGGGCUGUUCUCCGUGCUGAUGCGGGACAUCGCCAACAUGUCCGGGGACGGGCCUCGCUGGAUCAUGCUGGACGGCGACAUCGACCCCAUGUGGAUCGAGUCGCUCAACACGGUCAUGGACGACAACAAGGUCCUGACCCUGGCCUCCAACGAGCGUAUCGCCAUGACCAAGUCCAUGCGGCUGCUCUUUGAGAUCUCCAACCUGAGGACGGCCACCCCGGCCACCGUGUCGCGCGCCGGCAUCCUCUACAUCAACCCGACUGACCUCGGCUGGAACCCGUACGUCACGUCGUGGAUCGACAAGCGCGACCAGCCGUCAGAGAAGGCCAACCUCCUCAUCCUGUUCGACAAAUACGUGCCGCCCACCCUGGAGGCGCUGCGCACCAAGUUCAAGAAGAUCACGUCCGUGCCCGAGAUCGCCCACGUCAAGAUGUUGUGCGACCUGCUCGACUGCUUCCUCACCGACAAGAACCUGUCCCCGGAGUGCCCCAAAGAGUGGUACGAGAUCUACUUCGUCUUCAGUUGUGUCUGGGCCUUUGGCUCGGUCCUCUUCCAAGACCAGCUUGUCGACUGGAGGAACGAGUUCAGCAAGUGGUGGGUCCAGGAGUUUAAGGUGGUCAAGUUCCCCCCCACCGGGACCGUGUUCAACUACUUCAUCGACCCGGACACGAAAAAGUUCCUGCCUUGGAGUGAGAGUAUCCUGCCCUACGAGUUCGACCCCGAAACUCCUCUGCAGGCGACGCUCGUGAGCACCUCCGAGACGACACGCCUGCGCGUGUUCAUGGACCUGCUGCUGCCGCGCCGCAUCCCCGUCAUGCUCGUGGGCGGCGCCGGCUCGGGGAAGACGGUCAUCGUCAACGGCCGGCUGGGCAAGCUGCCCGACAGCUACAUGGUCACCAACGUGCCCUUCAACUUCUACACCACGUCAGAGAUGCUGCAGAAGGUGUUAGAGAAGCCCCUGGAAAAGAAGGCGGGCAGAAACUUCGGUCCACCCGGCAACAAGAGCAUGAUCUACUUCAUCGACGACAUGAACAUGCCAGAGGUGGACAAGUACUUCACGGUGCAGCCGCACACGCUGAUCAGGCAACACCUGGACUACAACCACUGGUAUGACCGCGGGAAGCUGACGCUCAAGGACAUCCACAACUGUCAGUACGUGUCGUGCAUGAACCCCACGGCCGGGAGCUUCACCAUCGACCCGAGGCUGCAGCGGCACUUCUUCGUCUUCGCUGUGAGCUUCCCUGGAGAGGAGGCGUUGAACCACAUCUACGCCAGCAUCCUGCACGGCCACCUCACGCAGUCGGCCGUCAAGUUCAACCCCGCCGUGUUGAAGCUCGUACCCUCGCUCGUGCAGUCGGCGCUCUUCCUGCACGCCAAGAUGACCACCACGUUCCUGCCGACGGCUGUCAAGUUCCAUUAUCAGUUCAACUUACGAGAUCUGGCCAACAUAUUCCAGGGCAUCUUGUACAGCACGCCGGACUGCGUGCCCGACCACUCGGCGCUGGUGCGGCUGUGGGUGCACGAGGCGACGCGCGUCUACCACGACAAGCUGGUGGACGACCCGGACCGAGACAUGUUCAAGAAGCUGAUGCUGGACUCCGUCAAGAAGAUAGAGGGCGUAGACGAGGCCGCCGUCCUGGAGAAGCCCAUCAUCUACGUGCACUUCGCGGAGGGCAUCGGCGAGAACAAGUACCUGCCCCUCACGACCUGGGAGGCGCUCAACAAGCUCCUGCUGGACGGCCUGGAGCAGUACAACGACAUGGUGGCGUCCAUGAACCUCGUGCUGUUCGAGGACGCCAUGGACCACAUCUGCAGGAUAUCCCGCAUACUCAUGGGUCCCCGAGGCAACGCGCUGCUGGUCGGCGUGGGGGGCAGCGGGAAACAGUCCCUGACCCGGCUGGCCGCCUUCAUCUGCAACCUGGACGUGUUCCAAGUGCAGCUGCGCAAGGGCUACGCCAUCGCGGACCUCAAGGCCGAGUUGUCGGUGCUGUACCUCAAGGCGGGACUCAAGAGCGCCGGCCUGUUGUUCCUCAUGACGGACGCCCAGGUCCCCGACGAACGCUUCCUCGUCAUCAUCAACGACAUGCUCGCCUCCGGGGAAAUACCAGACCUCUUCGCCGACGACGAGGUCGAGAAUAUCAUCAACCAGAUGAGAGGCGAGGUUAAGGGUAUCGGCCAGCAGGACACGCGCGAGAACUGCUGGAAGUUCUUCAUCAACCGCGUGCGCAGCAUGCUGAAGACGGUGCUCUGCUUCUCCCCGGUCGGCGCCACGCUGCGGACGCGCUCGCGCAAGUUCCCCGCCAUCACCAACUGCACGGCCAUCAACUGGUUCAACGAGUGGCCGUACGAGGCGCUGCAGUCCGUGUCGCUGCGCUUCCUCUCCGAGCUCGAGGCGCUGCCGGAGAACCUGCGCAAGUCCGUGUCCGAGUUCAUGUCCUUCGUGCACGCGUCCGUCAACGAGAUGUCGCAGGCGUACCUGUUGAACGAGCGGCGCUACAACUACACGACCCCCAAGUCGUUCCUCGAGCAGAUCGAGCUGUACGGGAAGCUGCUCACAAACAAGUCCAACGAGCUGUCCACCAAGAUCGUGCGCCUGCAGAACGGGCUGGAGAAGCUUGCGAGCUGCGGUGAGCAGGUGGACGGCCUCAAGGAGAUUCUGGCCGUGCAGGAGGUCGAGGUGCGCCAGAAGAACGCGGCCGCCGACGAACUCAUCGUGGUCGUCAGCAAGGAGACGGAGAAGGUGUCCAAGGAGAAAGCCAUCGCGGCCGAGGAGGAGCGCAAGGUCAUGGAGAAGGAGGAGGAGGUCUCGGCGCAAAAGAAAGUCUGCGAACUGGACCUCAAGGCCGCCGAGCCCGCCCUCAUAGCCGCAUCAGAAGCGCUCAACACGCUCAACAAGAACAACCUGACGGAGCUGAAGGCGCUGGCCUCCCCGCCCACGGCCGUCACUCAGGUCCUCGCCGCGGCCAUGGUGCUGCUCUCCCCUAAGGGCAAGGUGCCUAAGGAGCGCGGCUGGAAGGAGGCCAAGGCCUUCAUGGGCAAGGUGGACACGUUCCUCGACAACCUGAUGCACUACGACAAGGAGAACAUACACCCGGACGUUGUGAAGGCCAUCAAGCCCUACCUGAAUAACAAGGAGUUCGUCCCCGAGCUCAUCCGCACCAAGUCUACGGCGGCCGCAGGCCUGUGUGCAUGGUGCAUCAACAUCAUGGCGUUCCACGACGUGUACGUCCACGUGGAGCCCAAGCGUCGCGCCCUCAACGAGAAGAACGCGGAGUGGAUGGCCGCCAGGCAGAAGCUGGCCGACCUCAAGAGCAAGCUGGAGGUGCUGGAGGGCGAGCUGGCCCUACUCACCGACAAGUUCGAGGUGGCCGUGGCCGAGAAGCUCAAGUGUCAAGAGGAGGCCGACUCCACUGCCGAGACCAUCGACCUGGCUAACCGACUCGUGACCGGCCUCGGCUCGGAGAGCGUCCGCUGGCAAGAGUCCAUCGCCAAUUUCCAGAAGCAGGGCACCACGCUUCCCGGCGACAUGCUUCUCGUGACAGCUUUCAUUUCCUACGUCGGUGGGUUCACGCGCAGCUAUAGGAUAGACUUGCAGGAGAAAAAGUGGCGCCCCUUCCUCAAAACUCUAAAUCCCGCCAUCCCGCUGACCGAGGACUUGGACCCGCUGUCGAUGCUGACGGACGACGCGCAGGUGGCCGCGUGGAACAACGAGGGGCUUCCCAACGACUCCAUGUCCAUCGAGAACGCGACCAUCAUCAUGAACUCUGCGCGCUGGCCACUCCUCAUCGACCCGCAGCUGCAGGGCAUAAAGUGGAUCAAGAACCGCUACGGCAAGCACCUCAAGGUGGUGCGCCUGGGGCAGAAGUCGUACCUGGACGUGAUCGAGCGCGCCAUCAGCCGAGGCAAGACCGUGCUCAUCGAGUUCAUCGGGGAGGCCAUGGACGCCGUGCUCGAGCCGCUGCUGAGUCGGGCGCUCAUCAACAAGGGCAGGUGGGUUGGGUUGCCUGGGUCGCGCUCAUUGGCUGCCAUCCAGGCCGACCAGAGGAUGUACCUUCCCAAAUUACUCACCGACCG
Molecule: messenger RNA, 7760 nt
Organism: Frankliniella occidentalis (western flower thrips)
Lineage: Eukaryota; Metazoa; Arthropoda; Insecta; Thysanoptera; Thripidae
Product: dynein beta chain, ciliary
Exons: 34
Biological process (GO): microtubule-based movement
Cellular component (GO): dynein complex
Molecular function (GO): dynein light intermediate chain binding; ATP binding; dynein intermediate chain binding
Source: RefSeq, a predicted model, not a curated record